AUGGACUGAUAGACAUAUCACGAUCGGGCUUUACUGACUACUACUGAAAUAAUUGAAAUACCCUUGGACCAAGGAUGCAAUAGACAUACAAAGAAGCACCGUGCUAUUGAUUGGAUUUCCAUUACACCAAGCUUCACGAUUCAUAAAUUAUUGGCUGGGAAGUACUAAGGGCUGCAUAGAUGUGGUGAAGAAAAAUAUACUGCUGCAUUGGCUGGAUAUAUAAGCAAUCACAGCCUAUAAGCCUGUACAUACGAUAAGAGGAGCAUAGCAUAGUCUAGAUAGUACCAAGUUGGAAUAAACGCACCUAAGAACGGACCUGUUUACUUCCUAAUUGUGAGAUUUGGAGUUCGUUAGUCAUUUUACAGUCAUAUAAAGUCAUACUGCCACUGUUCGAAUUAAAAGGUUACGGAGGCAAACACACAACAUCUGGGUGCAGGCAGGGGUUUCUAAAAUUACACAUCAGGUAUCAAGCUAGUGAGCAUACCAUAAACUAGGCCAUCGAUUCCAGCAGUAAUUGUACCCGGGCCAUAAACUGUAUUUAUUGGAUCAGAAACUGAAAAGGAUUACAACUUUUAUUUGCCGGAUUUUACAGUACUAUAAAUGACCUAUAUACUAUACUGUUAUAUUCAAACGUUCAUAUAAUAGACCUUAAGGUCAUACUAAAGGUCUAAACUUUUCUUACAUACUAGUGAGGCUUUCAAUAUUAUUACGAUUAGUUAAGGCUUUCGAUAAUCUAACGUAGAUAUACAGAGGAUUCAGGAUUCUAUUAAAUAGGUCUUCUUAUAAUCAUACAGUAAAGGAUCUUUGAAAAAUAUUGCCGCAAAGGUGUCGUAAAAUAAGCAGUCAUGUCUAAAGACGAGAAAGGAUACAGCUACCAACCUGCCCCUACAUCAGAUGCAGCGCCACCCCCAGAAUACCCUACAGCUCCCCCACCCUACCCGACACAAUAUACCCCCCAGCAAGGUGCUCCCUUUGCACAAGGUCCACCAGCUGGGGCUGAAAACAAAGACUACCCACCCGUUGGGAGUCAGUAUGGGGCUGCACCACCGCCGGGGGCUCCGUACCCCCCAGGGCAGCAAUAUCCUCCAAGCCAACAAUAUCCUCCAGGCCAACAAUAUCCUCCAGGGCAACAAUAUCCACCGGGGCCUCAGUACCCUCCUGGUACCAAGUAUCCAGGGGGACCACCUCCAGGGGUACAAUAUCCUACAGGACAAUAUGCACCUCAACAUCAGGGUGGUGUAUAUAAUCCUACCACCCAGCAAGUUGUGGUCACGACACAACCUGUAGGGGGCGUCACAGUGAUAACCAAUGCGGCACCUCCUAACUAUUUGGCCUGGUCCAUCUUCACCAUGUUGUGCUGCUGUUGUUGCAUAGGUAUUGGGGCACUCGUUACAUCAAUUGCUUCUCGAGAUGCAGCUAAUCAAGGAGAUUUCACAAGAGCACAACAGAAGAGUAAAACAGCAAGAACCCUGAACAUUGUUGGCUGCAUCGUUGGAGUUUGUUUGUUUGCACUUAUCUUUGUAUUAAGAGCAGUGGCAUUCUCGUCCAAUUUUUAUUGACUUCAGACAGAUCCAAUGAAAUACCGAUAUGAUUCGGUCACAUUUAAAUAUGGAGCAAGAAACCUGAUAUUAUAUAUAUUAAAUGGUAUUGUAAUUUCUCUAAUAUAACAGAGAAAGAAGAAAUAGACUUACUCUCAUAACAUAAUAUUAUUAAUUUUGAUGAACUGAUAGACGACACGUAGUGAUGAUGUACUGGAUGUAUACAAUACGCAUGGAAAAUGUGAAUACUUGACAACACAUUGACAAUCACAAUUAAAUGUAUAGAUAUAUUCAAGUAAUGAUGAAAAAGACAGGUGAAACACUGGGAUCUAGAUUGACCUAAAUGUACAUUAAGUCCUUAGACAUAACAUG
Molecule: messenger RNA, 1910 nt
Organism: Owenia fusiformis
Lineage: Eukaryota; Metazoa; Annelida; Polychaeta; Sabellida; Oweniidae
Source: the annotation of a GenBank genome assembly